UCCCCUCCAUACUUAUUCUUUAUGGUCCUAAGAAGACCGACUGGAUGCCUGUGAUAUCUUCUUGCUUUUCCUCUGGGAGAACAUUUCGCAGCUUUCUGUAAACUGAGUAAUUACAGCGCUCGACAAAAAGACUACAAGUCCCAGCGUGCAGUGCGAAUCGAUCAUUUUGGAGCAUUGUGCGUUUGUUCAAAACAGGAACCAAAAAGGAGAAGAAGGUGGUAGUGGUACGGUGGCUGUGAAGGGAAAAGUAGGCGUGGUGAUGUAUGGUAGCCGGGUAGGGCAGCAGAGGCAGGAUGGAGUCGGUGGUGUUCAUAUUUUCGUUAAUUGACUGCUGUGCACUGAUUUUUCUUUCCGUUUAUUUCAUAAUUACACUAUCAGAUUUGGAAUGUGACUACAUUAAUGCAAGAUCUUGCUGCUCAAAAUUAAAUAAAUGGGUGAUCCCUGAAUUGAUUGGCCAUACCAUUGUCACGGUAUUAAUGCUUAUUUCACUGCACUGGUUCAUCUUCCUUCUCAAUUUACCUGUAGCAACCUGGAAUAUAUAUAGGUACAUUAUGGUUCCCAGUGGAAACAUGGGGGUAUUUGACCCCACAGAGAUUCAUAAUCGAGGACAGCUGAAAUCUCAUAUGAAGGAGGCCAUGGUUAAGCUUGGCUUUCAUCUCCUUUGUUUCUUCAUGUAUCUUUACAGUAUGAUCCUGGCCUUGAUAAAUGACUGAAGUCAAAAUGGAGAUAUGGUUGCCAAAUCUUCGGUUGUCACUCCAUUGAAACAUUGUGGAACCAGGUGCAGCUUUCAAGUAAACCUUGAUCUGUGUUGUCAUGCAGUAUAUUUUUUCCUCUUUGAACAAAAAUAUUUUUGCUGUAUUUUUUAACAUAAAAUAUUAAAAAAAACAUGAUACUGUUUUUGGAUCCAUUGA
Molecule: messenger RNA, 911 nt
Organism: Eublepharis macularius
Lineage: Eukaryota; Metazoa; Chordata; Lepidosauria; Squamata; Eublepharidae
Gene: CNIH4
Product: cornichon family AMPA receptor auxiliary protein 4
Exons: 5
Coding region: 294-713 (139 amino acids)
Biological process (GO): endoplasmic reticulum to Golgi vesicle-mediated transport
Cellular component (GO): endoplasmic reticulum membrane; COPII-coated ER to Golgi transport vesicle
Source: RefSeq, a predicted model, not a curated record